AUGGCUCGCCGUCGUCGACCUCCCCGCCCCGGUGCACUCGCGGAUCUCCGCCCAUGGAAUAUCCUCUCCCAGAUGCUGCUCUUGCAGGCUUUCUACUACGCGAUCGCCCUCAUACUCAUCGUCUUCACCACCUUUGUCGCCGGCAAACAUCCCGCACCAGGCGAGAUCUUUGAUUGGCGGAACGUACGCGGAGAUGUUACUACGGGAUGGACUUUGGGGUUGUGCUGGAUGCUGGAUGCGCUUGUUACCGUGAUUCCGUUGCUACUAUUGAUCGCCCGCUCGAAACUAGUCCCCGACUUUGCGCUCACGAUUCAUUUCAUCCACUUGAUCGUCACAUCCCUCUAUACCCACCGCAUUCCCAACACGAUCGCAUGGUGGGCUUUGCAGAUAUGUUCCGUGACCUUGAUGUGCUCACUGGGGAUAUGGGCGUGUCAGUGGAGAGAGUUGCGACCUAUGAUGUUUGGAGGAAGUGCGACAAAGCAACCGGCCGCGGAAAGUCAGGCAGCAGGGAAUGCGCCGGAAGAUCUUGAGGCCGGUCAUGAGAUGGGAAGUGGAAGAGGAAGAGGUCGGGAUGGAGCGGGGACCUACGAAAUGGUUGGGAUGGGAAGCGGUAGUCGGGAACCUGCUUGA
Messenger RNA from Ramularia collo-cygni, 630 nucleotides. Its product is annotated as related to multi copy suppressor SYS1. Gene Ontology annotation, biological process: protein localization to Golgi apparatus; Golgi to endosome transport; Golgi to plasma membrane protein transport. Bases 1 to 630 code for a protein of 209 amino acids. NCBI's taxonomy places the organism in Eukaryota, Fungi, Ascomycota, Dothideomycetes, Mycosphaerellales, Mycosphaerellaceae. The record is from RefSeq and is a predicted model, not a curated record. Gene Ontology annotation, cellular component: Golgi membrane; trans-Golgi network. The transcript has 2 exons.